Messenger RNA from Portunus trituberculatus (swimming crab), 4404 nucleotides. RefSeq names its product titin-like. Gene Ontology annotation, biological process: negative regulation of protein sumoylation. Gene Ontology annotation, molecular function: calcium ion binding. Lineage: Eukaryota; Metazoa; Arthropoda; Malacostraca; Decapoda; Portunidae. The record is from RefSeq and is a predicted model, not a curated record. The transcript has 2 exons. Bases 134 to 4402 code for a protein of 1422 amino acids.
UCCCUCCCCACGCCCCAACACGAGGAAUCUGACGAGUCACCGGAGUACGGCAUCCCGCUCAGCGCCACGCACCCGCAGUACUCCCAGGAGUCCCACGAGGAGCACGACGACCAGGACGACGACGACGACGACGAUGAUGAUGAUGAUGAUGGAGGAGGAGGAGGAGUCUGAGGAGUCCUUCCCCGGCCAGCGCGUGCUGCAGCACAUCCUGUCCUCCCUGGAGCGGCACACCACCUCCACCACCUCCACCACGUCCCAGCAGCAGGUGGGCGCCCCUGUCGUGCCGCCACUCGCCACGCACCACUCUCAGGGGACACGGGGACGCCAACACACCUCAGCACAUCAGCAACACUCACCAGCACCACGCAAAGAACACCCACCAACACAGGUGGAACACUCAACAGUGGGACAGCAAGUGACACCAGUGGAACAUGUAGCAGUGGAACACUCAGCAGCACCAAUGGAACACUCAGUAGUGGAACACUCAGCAGCACCAGUGGAACACUCAGCAGUGGAACACUCAGCAGCACCAGUGGAACACUCAGCAGUGGAACAUUCAGCAGCACCAGUAAAACACUCAGCAGUGGAACACUCAGCAGAACCAGUCGAACACUCAGCAGUGGAACACUUAGCCGCACCAGUGGAACAUUCAGAAGCGCAAGUGGAAAAAGUAGAUGUGGAACACUCAGCAACGCCGGUGGAACAAGUAGCAGUGGAACACUCAGCAGCACCAGUGGAACAAGUAGCAGCGGGACACUCAGUAGCACCAGUAGAACAAUCAGCAGUGGAACACUCAGCAGCACGAGUGGAACAAUCAGCAGUGGAACACUCAGCAGCACGAGUGGAACAAGUAGCAGUGGAACACUCAGCAGCAAUAGAGGAACAAGUACCAGUGGAACACUCAGCAGUAGAACACUCAGCAGCACCAGAGGAACAAUCAGCAGUGGAACACUCAGCAUCACCAGUGGAAAAAGUAGCAGUGGAACACUCAUCAGCAACAGUGGAACAAGUAGCACUGGAACACUCAGCAGCACCAGUGGAACAUUCAGCAGCACCAGUGGAACAAAAAGCAGUGGAACACUCAUCACCACCAGUGGAACAAGUAGCAGUGGAACACUCAGCAGUGGAACACUCAGCAGUACCAGUGGAACAAGUAGCAGUGGAACAUUUACCAGCACCAGUUGAACAAGUAGCAGUGGAACAUUUAGCAGCACCAGUGGAACACUCAGCAAUAGAACACUCAGCAGCACCAGUGGAAGAAGUAGCAGUGGAACUCUCAGCAAUGGAAGACUCAGCAGCACCAGUGGAACAAUCAGCAGUGGAACAUUCAGUAGCAUCAGUGGACCAAGCAGCAGUAGAACACUCAGCAGCACCAGUGGAACAAGUAGCAGUGGAACAUUCAGCAGCACCAGUGAAACAAGUAGCAGUGGAACACUCAGCAGCACAAGUUGAACAAGUAGCAGAGGAACAAUCCACCGCACAAGUUAAACACUCAGCAGUGGAACACUCAGCAGCACAAGUGGAACACUCAGCAGCUCCAGUGGAACACUCAGCAAAACCAGUGGAACACCCAACAUCACCAGUGGAACAAGUAGUGUUGGAACACUCAGCAGCACCAGUGGAACACUCAGCAGUGCAGCACUCAGCGGCACCAGAGGAACAAGUAGUUGUAGUUGAACACUUAGUAGCACCAGUGGAACAUUCAGCAGCACCAGUGGAACGAAUAGCUGUGGAACAUUCAGCGGCACCAGUGCAACAACCAGCAGCACCAGUGGAACAAGUAGUUCUAGUGGAACACUCAGUAGCACCAGUGGAACACUCAGCAUCACCAGUAGAACACUCAGCCGUGGAACACUCAACAGCACCAGUGGAACACUCAGCUGUGGAACACUCCGUUGAACCAGUGGAACAAUCAGCAGUGGAACAAGUAGCAGUGGAGCACUCAACAGCACCAGUGGAACAAUCAGAAGCGGAACAUUCAGCUGCACCAGUGGAACAAGAAGCAGUGGAACACUCGCCAGCACCAGUGGAACAAGUAGCAGUGGAACACUCAGCACCACCAGUGGAACAAACAGCAGUGGAACACUCACCAGCACCAGUGGAACACUCUGCAGCACCAAUAGAACCAGUGGAACAAGUAGCAUUGGAACACUCAGCAGCACCAGUGGAACAAUCAGUAGUGGAACACUCAGCAGCACCAGUGGAUCAAGUAGCUUUGGAACACUCUGCAGCACCAGUGGAACCAGUGGAACAAGUAGCAGUAGAACACUCAGCAGCACCAGUGGAACAAGUAAAAGUGGAACAUUCAGCAGCACCAGUGGAACACUCAGAAGCACCAGUGGAACAAGUAGCAUUGGAACAUUCAGCAGCACCAGUGGAACAAUCAGCAACACCAGUGAAACAAGUAACAGUGGAACAUUCAGCAGCACCAGUGGAACAAGUAACAGUGGAACAUUCAGCAGCACCAGUGGAACAUGUAGCAGCUGAACACUCAGCAGCACCAGUGGAACAUGUAGCAGCUGAACACUCAGCAGCACCAGUGGAACACUCAGCAGCACCAAUGGAACAUGUAGCAGUGGAACACUCAGCAGCACCAGUGGAACAUGUAGCAGUGGAACACUCAGCAGCACCAGUGGAACAAGUAACAGUGGAACACUCAGCAGCACCAGUGGAACAUAUAGCAGUGGAACACUCAACAGCACCAGUGGAACAUGUAGCAGUGAAACACUCAGCAGCACCAGUGGAACAAGUAACAGUGGAACAAGUAACAUUGGAACAGUCAGCAGCACCAGUGGAACAUGUAGCAGUGGAACACUCAGCAGCACCAGUGGAACAUGUAGCUGUGGAACACUCAGCAGCACCAGUGGAACAUUCAGCAUCACCAGUGGAACAAGUAACAGUGGAACAUUCAGCAACACCAGUGGAACAGUCAGCAGUGGAUCACUCAGCAACACCAGUGGAACAAGUAGCAGUAGAACACUCAGCAGCACCAGUGGAACAAGUAGGAGUGGAACAUUCAGCAACACCAGUGGAACAAGUAACAGUGGAACACUCAACAGCACCAGUGGAACAUAUAGCAGUGGAACACUCAGCAGCACCAGUAGAACAAGUAGCAGUGGAACACUCAGCUGCACCAGUGGAACAAGUUGCAGUGGAACAUUCAGCAGCACCAGUGGAACAAGUUGCAGUGGAACAUUCAGCAGCACCAGUGGAACAAGUAGCAGUGGAACAUUCAGCAGAGCCAGUGGAACAAGUUGCAGUGGAACAUUCAGCAGCACCAGUGGAACAAGUAGCACUGGAACAUUCAGCAGAGCCAGUGGAACAAGUUGCAGUGGAACAUUUAGCAGCACCAGUGGAACAAAUACCAGUGGAACACUCAGCAUCACCAGUGGAACAAGUAGCAGUGGAACAUUCAGCAGGAACAGUGGAACAAUCAACAAUGGAUCACUUAGCAGCACCAGUGGAACACUCAGCAGCACCAUUAGAACAAGUAGUAGUGGAACACUCAGCAGCAGCAGCAGCAACAGCAGUGGAACACUCAGCAGCACCAGUGGAACAAGUAGCAGUGGAACACUCCGCAGUACCAGUGGAACAAGUAGCAGUGGAACACUCCGCAGUACCAGUGGAACAAGUAGCAGUGGAACACUCCGCAGUACCAGUGGAACAAGUAGCAGUGGAACAUUCAGUAGCACCAGUGGAACAAGUAGCAGUGGAACACUCCGCAGUACCAGUGGAACAAGUAGCAGUACCAGUGGAACAAGUAGCAGUGGAACAUUCAGUAGCACCUGUUGAAUUAUCAGGAGUUGGAGUUGCAGCUGCACCAGUGGAUCAAUCAGCAGUGGAACAAUUAGCAACACCAGUGGAACACUCAGUAGCACAAUUGGAACACUCAGCAGUGGAACACUCAGUAGCACCUGUUGAACAAACCUCAGUGAAAACGGAACACUCAGCAUCACUAGUGGAACACUCAGUAACACCAGUGGAAAACUCAGGAACACCAGUGGAACACUCAGCUGCACCUUUUGAACAAACCGCAGUGGAACACUCAUCAUCAGUAGUGGAACACUCAACAGCACCAGUAGAACAGCCAACAGUGGAACACUCAGCAGUGGAAAAGUCAGUAGCACAAUUGGAAGAAUCAGCAACACCACAGCAACACUCUACAGCACCUGUGGAGCAGCCAGCAGUGGAACUCUUAUCAUCAGCAGUGGAGCAGCAGGCAGCACCUGUGCAGCAGCCUGCAGCACCCGUGGAUCAGCAAGCAGCAGCUGUGCAGGAGGGUUCAGGAAUGCUGCAGUCUGUGGUGAGGCUAAUGCAGCGCCUGGGCCUGCCGGUGGGCGCCCUGGACGACGCCGCCCCGCAGCAGCCUCGCCCCGCCACUCGCAGGAAGACGUGUCCUUAGAG